AUGAGAAACCACACAAUGAUUACAGAGUUUGUACUCUUGGGCAUAUCAGACAACCCAGAGCUUCAGGUUGUAAUUUUCACUGUUUUAUUUAUGGCUUAUGUAUUAAGUGUCACUGGAAACCUAACCAUCAUCAUCCUCACCUUGAUAGACUGUCGUCUGAAGACUCCUAUGUAUUACUUCCUCCGGAAUUUCUCCUUCUUAGAAAUUACAUUCACCAGUGUUUCUAUCCCCAGAUUUUUAAGGGCAAUCACAACUAGAAUCAAGACCAUUUCCUAUAACAAUUGUUUGGCUCAAUUAUUUUUCUUCAUCUGCAUGGGUGUGUCUGAAUUUUUUCUUCUAACUGCCAUGUCUUAUGAUCGUUAUAUUGCUAUCUGUAAGCCUCUCCGUUACACCACCAUCAUGAACAAGAAAAUCUGCACUCUGCUUGUCUUGUGUUCAUGGCUGGGAGGUUUUCUUACUAUUUUCCCACUGCUCAUGCUUAUCCUCCAGUUAGAUUUCUGUGCUUCCAAUGUAAUUGAUCACUUCUCUUGCGAUUAUUUCCCCAUUUUAGAACUCUCGUGCUCAGACACAUGGCUUUUAGAGACAAUUGGCUUUUACUUUGCUUUUGUUACUCUGCUGUUCACGUUGGCAUUAGUGAUUCUAUCCUACCUGCGCAUCAUUAGCACCAUUCUGAGAAUUCCAUCUGCCAGUCAGAGGAAAAAGGCUUUCUCCACAUGCUCCUCUCACAUGAUUGUCAUUUCCAUCUCCUAUGGAAGCUGUAUAUUCAUGUAUGUCAAGCCUUCAGCCAAAGAAAGAGCAUCAUUGACCAAAGGAGUAGCGAUUCUCAACACUUCAAUUGCCCCAAUGUUGAACCCUUUUAUUUAUACCCUGAGGAACCAGCAAGUAAAACAAGCUUUCAAAAACUUGGUUCAUAAAGUAGUGUUUUCUAGAAACAAAUGA
Equus quagga is the source of this 939-nucleotide messenger RNA. Its product is annotated as olfactory receptor 6C3-like. The transcript has a single exon. The record is from RefSeq and is a predicted model, not a curated record. Gene Ontology annotation, biological process: G protein-coupled receptor signaling pathway. Gene Ontology annotation, cellular component: membrane. The coding region runs from base 1 to 939 and encodes 312 amino acids. Gene Ontology annotation, molecular function: olfactory receptor activity; G protein-coupled receptor activity. NCBI's taxonomy places the organism in Eukaryota, Metazoa, Chordata, Mammalia, Perissodactyla, Equidae.